AUGGCUGCCAUGGCUGCCUGCACCCAGACUCGGAUUGAGGAUUUUGAAGUACACUCGAAGUCACUUCCCAGUACCUCCACCAAGAUUGCAUGUGCUGUGGAGGGUGGCCAAAAGCUUUACAGGUUCCCACCUGGCAUUUUUGAACUUGACGAGCAGCUGUUGGUUCCGGAGCGGACAUCCAUCAUUGGAGCCCGAGACCCUAACGAUUGGUCGCAGCCAGCAAAAACACCAAUAUGGGAGGAGCAGACUCUUUUUCUUGCAACACGAGGUGUCAUAGAUUACAACAUGGUCUACUGUCACGCUGCCAACAUGGUGACGACGAGGGUCGGAUUCGUGCUCAGCAGCUACGUGACAGUGCGCAACUUAAGUUAUCAGGGUAUCGACACAAUUCGACCCAACGACAACGGAGCGCUUUGCGGCGGAGGUGCCUUUGAAACCAAAGGCUGCGCGGAGAACAGCUGCUCUGCAUCCGCCGUGAAUAACGGUGGCUCCGACGGCCUAGGCUCCGUCUCUGUGACGAUUGAGAACGUUCGGCUGAACGACUUCUUCUUUAUUGAAGACCAGACCAUGGUAGGAGCGCUGAUACCAGGGAACUACGACUGCAAAACGGACAAGUGGACGAGCGAGUGCUGUUUCUGCAAUCCAAAUGGUGUCCGCUCCACCCAGGCUGAUGCCAUCAAUCUACACGGGUAUCUGCAAGGUGCUCUUGUCGAGUCGGUCUACUUCGAGAACACAGGUGAUGACAUGUACGUGGUUUGGGGGGCCAACGCCAACCCAGAGAAUGUGACCUUCCGGAGUUGUACCGCGGUGAAUCCGGGCAUCAUGCGGCCAAACUGGUAUGGAAACUGCGUUGCAACAUACGGACUAAAGGAGGUUACGUUUGACAGCAUCACCUGCAGAGCUCCCACACCACAGCAUCCUAUUUUGCAGCCAGAAAGCGGGGAGAGUUGUAUUGACACUUCUAUGUUCGUAUUCUAUACUAGCUUCGGAGGCAGCUAUCCUGUGGACAACAGCAUCACCAUCAAGAACUGGACCUUUCAGGACUUGGCGGGUAAGUCGUACACUCCGGAAGAAGGUUCAUUGAGCAAGUACUCACAAGGAAAGAUGGUCUGGACUCGGACGAAAGAGCAGCUGCUAGCACCGUUCUACCUGCCAAAUCAGCAGCAACAGGCUGGCCUCGCGGCGCAGCGGGCCUUCAUGGACCGAUGGGGUGAGCAGCUGGAGCAGAUGCUGCAAAUGUGCGUCGUGCUGGUCCCUGUGCAGGAAGACGACGACGACAAAGCAGGAUUUUGGAGCCAGGCUGUUUACUCCCUCAGCGACCUUUUCAAUCUGUAUCGAACAGUUGUGCUGCGCAGCCCGGAAGAGAUUCCGGUCUGUGACAGUCCCAACGCAGGCAUAGUCAGUAUGACGCAGCCUCCGUCCAAGGAGUUACGCCGUGCCCGUCUGACUUACAUGCUCGCGGCCUUUGCCCUCCGAGCCCUUCGCUCCAUUCAGGUGCUGGUUGAGAUGGAUGCUUUUCGAAGAAAGGGCUCCAAGCACGCAUUGCGGGUCUGUUUCAGGCUUGAGAUCGUGAAACUGGUGCUGAAGGUUUUCCUGAGACUCAGAAUGCCCUUCAGCUUCUAUGUCGAUGAGGUUGCAAUUGAAGAUGCAGAGCCUCCGAAACUGUUGGAGCAGCGAAAUGCUGCUUUGCUUGGCAAGCGAGAUGAACAGGCGACAGAAUCGGAUGCCGCGUGCGUUGCUCCUGCAGAGGCAGUUUAUGUGGGGCGGCGAACAGGCCGCUCUUUGAAGGCUUUGGAGGCUCAAGGGCCCCUCGACAACGGCGACGCAGCUCCCCAGCCUGCAGCAGCUCCGCCGGCAAGAGUUGCGGCUGGUUUGCGAGAGGAUCGUACUCCGAAUACCCGUCAGAUUGUUGUCGCGGAGGUGUUGCAUCAUAUGCGCCCGCUCCUUCACCUAACCAUGCUUCACCGAAGAGGGCGCAAGUCCUGGGGGGCGUGGCUUGUUGCGGUGCUUUUAGAUCGGAUAUCUGCCGGCUUGCUGGAACAAGAGCUCCGCCCAAAGAGUGGCACCAGGGCUGCUGCAUUAGAAAUGGCGGAGGUUCGCCGACGCCAAAAUCAAGUCUGGUGGGCUUUGCUGAGGUCGCCGAUGUUUGACAAACUUUUUCGCCGUCCGAGUGAGGCUUUGGAUUGGGUUCUCAAAAAGAUUCCAGUGAUCAACAUGUUCAAUAUCGUUGAACUUGCCCUUGUUCUGCAACCGUUCUACUUCAGCACCUCAG
Molecule: messenger RNA, 2272 nt
Organism: Symbiodinium sp. CCMP2592
Lineage: Eukaryota; Dinophyceae; Suessiales; Symbiodiniaceae
Source: the annotation of a GenBank genome assembly